UUCUUCAGCUUUCAGCCUGGCCGGCACAACCAUUCCAGCCAAGGGGGAGGAGGACUUUCUCACGCUGGCCGCCUCCCGGCUCAGCCGCAAGAAACGUGUCAUCGGGGCUGGAGUUGGCGUGGCCAUGGUCCUGGUCCUGCUGGUGGCCAUUCCCCUAUUGGUCCACACCACCAAAGGGGGAGGGUCCGGAGGAGGGGGCACGCAUUACGAGAUGCUCGGGAGCUGCAAGAUGGUGUGUGACACUUUCACCCCCCCACAGGGAGAGCUGACAGCCGUCUCCCCUCAGCCCCCAGACUUCUCAAACCGCAGGGGCAAACAGGGAUUCAGAGGGAGCCCUGGACUUCCUGGUCCUCCAGGUCCUAAAGGGCCCCCUGGAGAGCCUGGUAAGCCCGGCCCACCUGGUCCACCUGGGCCUGGACCCGGUGGAUAUGGCCCAUCCUUCUACAGUCCAAAAAUUGCAUUCUACGCAGGCCUCCGGAAACAACAUGAAGGGAGUGAAGUACUGAAGUUCGAUGACGUGGUGACCAACGUAGGAAACUACUAUGAACCGAGCACCGGCAAGUUCACCUGCCCCCUGCCUGGCAUCUACUACUUCACCUACCAUGUCCUGAUGAGAGGAGGCGAUGGGACGAGCAUGUGGGCUGAUCUGAAGAAGAACGGACAGGUGAGGGCCAGCGCAAUUGCUCAAGAUGCAGAUCAGAACUACGACUAUGCCUCCAACAGUGUCAUCCUGCACCUGGAUGUGGGGGACGAAGUGUGCGUACAGCUUGAUGGGGGCAAAGUUCACGGUGGAAACACCAACAAAUACAGCACCUUCUCUGGCUUUCUCAUCUACCCUGACUGACAGUAUCCUCACAUUUAUAUACUCUCUCUCUCUCUGUGUAAUCAAGCAAAAAGUUUCCUCUCUUUUCUGCAUCUAACACCGCCAUGCCUCC
This is a messenger RNA of Plectropomus leopardus (leopard coralgrouper), 935 nucleotides long. It is a transcript of the gene c1ql4b, whose product is annotated as complement C1q like 4b. The record is from RefSeq and is a predicted model, not a curated record. NCBI's taxonomy places the organism in Eukaryota, Metazoa, Chordata, Actinopteri, Perciformes, Serranidae. Gene Ontology annotation, molecular function: protein binding.